Messenger RNA from Cutaneotrichosporon oleaginosum, 1245 nucleotides. RefSeq lists its product as uncharacterized. NCBI's taxonomy places the organism in Eukaryota, Fungi, Basidiomycota, Tremellomycetes, Trichosporonales, Trichosporonaceae. The record is from RefSeq and is a predicted model, not a curated record. Gene Ontology annotation, molecular function: arylformamidase activity.
GCUGACAGCACGGGGCUGCAUGGUCAGUCGCUCGGAAUGCAGUAGUGUGCCCUCCAUGAGAGUACAUCCACAUUCCGCCGCCAACGUCAUUCACAACGCCGUCGGCAACUACCGCGCCGGCUGCCCACUUCCGCCCCUCAUGUAAGCCUUGCGCCGGCCUCGUCCGGUCUUAAGACUGCUCCGGGGCAGUUGAGCGCCCGCGCCUUUCUUCUGCUAACACCUACACUAUGCCGCAGCCCUGCUCUUUCGACGACCUUAAGAACCGCUCCGGCCCGCCUCUGAACUCCUGGGGCCUCUGGGGCGAGGACAACGAGCUUGGGCAGCUCAAUCUCAUCGACGCGGCUGCUGUCAAGCGCGGCCGCGACGCAGUUAAGCAUGGCAUUCCUGUGUGUCUUAACCUUCCCAUGAAGGGCCGUCCGAUCAACCCCGGCCGAGGGACGAUCCAGCAUGAGCUCCUGCACAAGAACAACCACUUCGACGACAAGGUGACCUUCAACACGCAGUACAGCACACAGUGGGACGGCUUUGCGCAUGUCCCGUACCAGAACUACCCGGAGGCCGGCAAGUACACAUACCACGGCGGCCUGACGCACGACGACAUUUUGGGCGGGUGCACCAAGUUCGGAAUCCACAACCUCGCGAAGCACCCCGUGACGACGCGCGCGCACCUGCUUGACAUUGCGCGGUGGGCGGACAAGCACGGCGUGAAGCUCGACCACUUGAGCACGAACACGCCCAUCACGCUCGACAUGAUUCAGAAGUGCGCGGCUGAGACCGGCGUCACCUUCGAGAGCGGCGACGUGCUCAUCAUCCGCACUGGAUUCACUGAGGCCGUGUACAACCUCCCCGAGGACAAGUACAAGGACUACGACCCGAUGAAGGGCGCCAUUGGCGUCGAGCCCAGUCCUGAGCUCAUGCGCUGGGUCUGGGAAACGGGAAUUCCGGCCGUGGCCUCUGAUGCCUUCGCGUUCGAGGCGUGGCCGCCCAAGGCUCGCGGACCCAUCACGCCUUGCGUCCACGAGGUGUUCCUCGGUGGUUGGGGCCUGCCCCUCGGCGAGCUGUUCGACCUGCGCGAGCUGAGCGAGAAGUGCGCCGAGCUGAACCAGUACACGUUCUUCCUGACGACCAUGGCGCUCAACAUUGAGGGCGGGGUGGGGUCGCCGCCCAACGCGCAGGCCAUUCUCUAGAGCGAUGCAGGAAUCACCCUGGCUCCGUCAGGACCCGGACGUUCUCUUGACCAUCACC